This is a messenger RNA of Ochotona curzoniae (black-lipped pika), 1626 nucleotides long. RefSeq names its product DNA polymerase delta subunit 3-like. Gene Ontology annotation, biological process: DNA synthesis involved in UV-damage excision repair; DNA replication; DNA strand elongation involved in DNA replication. The coding region runs from base 73 to 1464 and encodes 463 amino acids. Gene Ontology annotation, cellular component: delta DNA polymerase complex; nucleus. Gene Ontology annotation, molecular function: DNA-directed DNA polymerase activity. The transcript has a single exon. NCBI's taxonomy places the organism in Eukaryota, Metazoa, Chordata, Mammalia, Lagomorpha, Ochotonidae. The record is from RefSeq and is a predicted model, not a curated record.
GCCGGCGGGAGCUGCGGCUGUGACUGAGCCAAGGGGGCACCCAGCGUCGGCGGGGUCCGUUGCCGCAGCACCAUGGCGGACCAGCUUUAUCUGGAAAACAUAGACGAGUUCGUCACGGACCAGAACAAAAUCGUGACGUACAAGUGGCUGAGCUAUACACUGGGGGUUCAUGUUAACCAGGCCAAACAGAUGCUGUAUGAUUAUGUUGAAAGAAAACGAAAAGAAAAUUCAGGAGCCCAACUGCAUGUCACCUACUUGGUAUCUGGCAGUCUCAUCCAGAAUGGACAGUCUUGCCACAAGGUUGCAGUAGUGAGAGAAGACAAAUUGGAAGCAGUGAAGUCCAAGCUAGCCGUGACUGCCAGCAUCCAUGUGUACAGCAUCCAGAAAGCCAUGCUAAAGGACAGUGGGCCUCUGUUCAAUACUGACUAUGACAUCCUUAAAAGCAACUUGCAGAACUGCAGCAAGUUUAGUGCCAUACAAUGUGCAGCUGCUGUCCCCAGACCUCCUGCAGAAUCCUCAUCUUCCAAAAAGUUAGAACAAUCGAAUCUUCAGGUAUCAAGUGAACCACAAGUGAAUAAUGAACCAACUGCCAAUGGUCAGGGCCCACCUACCUCCAAACCGGUUACCCAGCAACCCAAAGGAAUUAUGGGAAUGUUUGCUGCUAAAGCUGCUAUUAAAGCCCAAGAUGCCAACAAGGAAACCAAAACAGAGGCUAAAGACAUAACAAAUGCAUCUUCCACAGGCAACAAGGCACCCGGGAAAGGCAAUGUGCUGAGUAACUUUUUUGGAAAAGCUGCAAUGAAUAAAGUGAAUUUGGAUUCAGAACAAACAGUGAAAGAAGAAAAAACAGCAGAGCAAUCUCCUGUGUGUGUCCCUGAACCGAAGCUGGCAGCUCCUGUAGGCCUGAAGAAUCCCAGCAGAAAAGCAGAGCUUGUUAAGAUGCAGCAGAAGGAAAAAAAAAGGGGGAAGCGAGUAGAGUUAUCUGACGAUGAGACGAAGGAAACUGAGAAUAUGAAGAAGAAGAGGAGAAGAAUCAAGCUUCCUGAUUCUGAUAGCAGUGAAGAUGAAGUCUGCCUAGACUCUCCUGGGGCAUAUGAAGCUGAACCGUCACCCCCACCUCCACCUGUGUCUCCACCUCCUGAGCCAGUGCCAAAGACUGAACCUGAGCCUCCUUCCAUCAAGAACUCAAGAGGAGAAAACAGAAGAAAACGAAGGCGUGUUCUGAAAUCGAAGACCUUUGUGGAUGUAGAAGGCUGCAUGGUGACCGAGAAGAUCUACGAGAGUGAGUCCUGCACAGAUAGUGAAGAGGAGCUGAAGGUGAAGACAGCCUCUCUACACAGACCCCCUGCCGUGGCUUUGAAAAAGGAACCCAAAGAGGAACGAAAGGGCCCCAAGAAAGGGACUGCUUCUCUGGGCAAAGCCAACAGACAAGUGUCCAUCACUGGCUUCUUCCAGAGGAAAUAAACUGCCAUUUCUGGGAGGCCAGAGAUUUGGAGUGGUCAAGGGAAGAGACCAAGAAGUACUGACUUUCACUUACUGUGUAAGUUCAGCCAGCUCCUCGCCUCACUUAUAUCAAGACUAUAUUUCCAUCCUGUGAGGUGUAUACUAUUUCUGGUUUUUAACCAA